GAGGAGCAAGAUGGCGGCGUCCUGCGUUCGCGCGUGUCGGCGGCUGGUGGGGAGGAGCGGGGCCGUCCAGCGGCCGGAGACUCGGAGCAACGGCGGUGGGCACCGGUAUUAUUCCACAAGUCAUUUUCUCUGCCAAUGUGUUGCAGGAAAACAGACAGAUGGUGCAGAAGAAGUUGUCAUUCCAAGAAAAAAAACUUGGGAUAAGCUUGCAGUCCUUCAAGCUCUUGCAACCACAGUGAACAGAGACCCCACAGCUGUGCAUUACAGGUUCCAAGAUGACCCCUACCUUAUACCCAGGACAUCACCGGAAUAUCGUCUCUACUCCCUGUCACAGGAGUCUGGGUGCAAUGCGGCCAGGUACAUCGUUAACACGUACCCCAAACUUUUCCAGAAGGAUUUUGCUGAACCUUCGAUACCUUGUCUGAUGCCACAACAGUUGGAGCCCCUGAUAAGUGAAGUGACGGAGGAUGCCCUGAAAGAACGCAUUCAGCUCAGGAGAGUGAAAGAAUCUGUUGAUCUGUAUGAUCAACUUGUGCAAGCAGGGACACCUGUGUCUCUCGAAACAACAAAUACCUUGUUGGAUCUUCUUUGUGUUUACGGAGAUCAGGAGCCACCAAGAGAAAAUCAAGGAGCAACAGACCAUCAGAACGAGGUGAACGGUGACUCUCAGAAGAGGUGGAGGGGCCGACCUCGCAAAGCUUCAGAUUUGCUCACUGUUACCUGGAGGGCGAACAAUAAUGCAGAGAGGAUAUUCAAUUUGAUGCCUGAAAGGAAUGAACAUUCUUUUUGUACAAUGAUUCGAGGAAUGGUUAAGUAUAGUGCCUACGCAAAGGCUGUUAACAUGUACACAGAUCUCUUAAAUAAUCGGAUGAAAGCGGAUGUUCAUACUUUCAAUGCACUCAUCUCGGCAGUUCCAGAACUAAAGGAGGCAUAUAAUGAGAGAAUAGAUUUUGUUCUGGAACUGUUGAAACAGAUGGCAGAACAAAAGGUGCAGCCAAACUUGUUAACUUUUAACUCUGCAUUGAAGUGCCUCCGAAAGUGCGGUUCAUAUGCUAAAAGCCCUUCCCUACAGAUUAUUAAUGAAAUGAAGGCCUUAAAAAUUGAACCAAGUUUGGCCACCUUUGAUCAUUUACUAGGUAUAUUCUAUAAAAUUGCUGCUACAAACCAGCUACAAAAUGACUUUAUCUUCAUCCUGCUUCAUGAAAUGGAAGGGAAGCAUUUUGAAGCCAAAGAUCCUGAUGAUGUAAAUUUCUUCAGCAGUGCGAUGAGAGUGUGCUUGGAAAUGAAAGACCUUGAACUGGCGUACAAAAUUCACAGCAUUCUUGAAACUGGAGACAACUGGAAAUUAUUGGGUGAUUCUUAUCAGCGAAGUAUUUAUUAUGGUCGGUUCUUUACCAUCUUGUGCAUGAUGGAGAGCAUCGAUGUGGUUCUCAAGUGGUACAGAGACCUCAUUCCUUCGCUGUACUAUCCCAACGUGCAAGGUCUGAUGGAUCUGCUGCAGGCUUUGGACACUGAGAACCAGUUGCAGCUCAUUCCACACAUUUGGAAAGACAUUAAGCAGCUUGGUCACAGUAACAAGCAGGAUCUGGUGGAGGAAGUGCUGGAGCUGAUGGGUCGGGACAAGCACAGUCCAGAGUUGCAAGCUGCCUUUGCUGACACGGCGCUGGAUAUCAAGGCUGUCUAUAAGCAGAAUCAAAACUUACAGUGGACAGCUAUAUCUUUGGGAAAUGUGACAACCUUGAUUCUGAGAGGAGGUCGAACUCAAGAUGCUUGGAUGAUGCUGCCACUUUUUAAAGCAAACAACAGAGUACCCAGUAAAGCACUACUCGAUGAGUUUCUGGACCAUGCCAAGGAAAGCAACAACAAGGCUCUGGCUUUGGAUUUGGUGAAACUGGCUGGAACUUUCAGCCUGCCUGCCACAUCAGAGUUCUUGCACAGGGUGACCACUGAAUUCGAGCUGUCAGAGGAGGAAAGGAGGUCCCUAGAAGAGCUGGAUGGCAGCAGCAGCAGCAGUAGCGAUGAUAGCAGCAGUGGUAGCGAUAGCAGCGACAGUGAUCGUGAAUAACAUGCUUGAUCUGGAUACAUCAAAUGGCAUUCUUUCGUAUACAGAACGGUUGACUGAGAAUGGGCCUUUGUGUUCAUUUGCUGCAAAACCAACUUUGGAAAAUGACUGGAUAUUGUACAGGUGUGGCUGUAUUUAAAGAAAUAAAACAGAAAAGCUCCAACGAAACAGUGAUGGACAUUAAGGACUGAGAAUGUGGUAAAUAAAUAGCCAAUGUAAAAUUGAUCAGUUGUUUUAAUCAUCCCUACAGUUCAAGGAAAAUUUAAUCUAAGGACAAAAAAAAAGGAGAAAAUCUGUAGAUGCUGGAGGAACUCAGCAGACCAGGCAGCAUCUAUGGAAAAGAGUAAACUGUUGAUGUUUUGGGCCAAGACUCUUCAAGAACUGUUUUUAAAAAUGCAAACACAAGGAAUUCUGCAGAUGCUGGAAAUCCAAGCAACACACAUCAAAGUUGCUGGUGAACGCAGCAGGCCAGGCAGCAUCUCUAGGAAGAGGUAUAGUCGACGUUUCGACCCUUCAGUUAGUCCUCACGAAGGGUCUUGGCCCGAAACGUCGACUGUACCUCUUCCUAGAGAUGCUGCCUGGCCUGCUGUGUUCACCAGCAACUUUGAUGUGUGUUUCAAGAACUGUUUACUCUUUUCCAUAGAUGCUGCCUGGCCUGCUGAGUUUUACAACAGUAAGGACUAAUGUCCUUGCAUUAAAGAACACUGAUGAUGCACAGAAAUACAAAUUUUGGUUGCCGCUCUGCUACAACACUGAUAUCCAUCUAUCUAGCACAAAAAGACUUCUGCUGUCUGCAAGGCACAAGUCAGAAGCGUAUUUGUGAAUUACCUGGAAUUAAUACUACAGCUAUCUAGCUAACUGGAACUGUUCGUGAAACAUAAAUAUGAACCAUCACAAGACCAAAGCUCUGCCCCAGAACACCUUGAUCUUUUCAGACUCUGCAGAUGUUGAUGAUACUUGGACAUUAAGGAUAGAAUAAGAUUAGCUGUAUUUGUUACAUACACAGUGAAAUGUAUUGUGUGCAUCAAUGACCAUAGUCCAAGCUGUGCUGGGGGCAGCCUACAAGUGUCACCAUGCCCACAACUUACAAACCUUGCGGAAUGCUUUUGGCCUGAAAUUUCCACUAUUCCUUGCUGUUAAUGGUGUAUGUAACCGUAAUUUGUAUGUCUUUGCCAUGUGGGAGGAACCUUGAACACCCAGCAGAAACCUACACAUCGAUGGGGAGAACUCACACAGUGGUUGGAAUUGAACCCCCAUCUUGAAAACUAAAAAUAAUGUUUAAAUUAUAGAAACUAAAGGGAGUAAACUCUUCCAAUUAUUAAAAGGUUAUGAAUAAGAUAUCAAGCAUUUACUGCCUUUAUGUACAAAGGCACUCAAGGUCCUAGUUAAAAAUUGAUUUAUGAAAGAAAACAGAAAAUGUAAAACUUGUUUCAAGAAAUAAACAUUCGUGGUUCUUUCAAACAAUGCAUUUGAGGCUAUUAAAAAGUAACAAAAUGUCAAACAACUCUAAAAAUUAG
This is a messenger RNA of Mobula hypostoma (lesser devil ray), 3579 nucleotides long. RefSeq names its product pentatricopeptide repeat domain 3 (gene ptcd3). NCBI's taxonomy places the organism in Eukaryota, Metazoa, Chordata, Chondrichthyes, Myliobatiformes, Myliobatidae. Gene Ontology annotation, biological process: mitochondrial translation. Bases 11 to 2065 code for a protein of 684 amino acids. The transcript has 24 exons. Gene Ontology annotation, cellular component: mitochondrion. The record is from RefSeq and is a predicted model, not a curated record. Gene Ontology annotation, molecular function: ribosomal small subunit binding; rRNA binding; protein binding.